AUGGUGGGCAUAGGCUUCCUCGAAACCAUCUGCUGCUUGCGGCCCCUUCCCGAUCCCCCGAAGAAGCGGAAGAGCAAGAAGAGCAAAAGUAAGAAAAAGAGAGAAUCCCACCAUCAAUCAAGCAAAAGCAAGGGAAAGGACAAGGCGACCGUGGAUAAUACGGAUCGGGUGGAGUACUGGGUGGACAGUCAAACAAUGAUAACGGAGAGGGCUAACCGUGACAAGCAGCGGUAUGCCGAAGACGAGGAGCUGGAGGCGAGGUUGAACAAUUUACCACAUGCUGAAAGCUCGAGGCGCGCGGGACCCUCCGGUUGGUAG
Chaetomium globosum CBS 148.51 is the source of this 318-nucleotide messenger RNA. RefSeq lists its product as uncharacterized. Bases 1 to 318 code for a protein of 105 amino acids. The transcript has a single exon. The record is from RefSeq and is a predicted model, not a curated record. NCBI's taxonomy places the organism in Eukaryota, Fungi, Ascomycota, Sordariomycetes, Sordariales, Chaetomiaceae.